ACUCCAGUUUUCGGCAGAGCGGAGGGGAGCUGUGAGAGUGUCCUGAGCAGGACCGAGGGUAAGCACGUCACCCUGGAAAUGCAGAUCAGAAAAAUGCUUUAGAGGAUUGUUGCAAGCAUCUCGGGAGACUGCGCUUGAGAGAGAUGGCCGUUCAAGCUGCCAUCAUGAACUCACAGUUCUUAAACUUCUGCUUUCCCGGCUCGGUCAUGGAGUAUGAGGUGGAAAAGAGUCUGGAGGGCGGCUUUUUGGGUGAGGUGGACUGUGAAGGUGACUUUAGGGAAACCACUAGAGACCUGCUAAGCUUCAUCGAUUCGGCGUCCAGCAACAUCAAACUUGCACUGGACAAACCCGUCAAGUCCAAGAGAAAAGUCAACCAUCGCAAGUACCUGCAGAAGCAGAUAAAAAGGUGCACGGGCAUCAUCUCGCCAGGGGCCGCACCUGUUCAGGAGCCGUGCAAGCGACAAGGCUCGCCCCUGACCCCGACAAGCAGCCUGGCCGGCAAAACGCCUCCCAAGAGGGACGGGAUGCAGGCCAACCUGCAAAGCAAGAGUCUGGCUGCCCUGUUCAACCCGGCAAAGGAUGUACGGGGAGAAAAGGCCAAGAAGCCCCCGCUGCGACACCGAAACCUCCCUCCAUCUUUCUUUACGGAGCCGGCCAACAACUCCAGAGUUACAUCCACGUCUGGCAUGUCGCUCAAAGACCUGGAGCGAGGGACACCGGAAGCAGCAGAGUUUUUUGAGCUUCUUGGGCCCGACUACAGCAGUAUGGUUUCGGAGCAGGAUCUAUUUCAAGUGGCACCUGUCAGGAUCCAACAGGAUGCCACAGAGUCGCUUUUGUACGACUCGCAACAUUUCGUAACCGGUGGGUUUUUAUACACAGAGCCUUGGGGAACUUGCAGCGGCACUCCCAAAAAGUCCGGGGACAUGCGGACGGCAACCGUCCAGCCGAACCUUUAUACUCACACGGACCAUUCUGGCGCUUUGCCUGUGGAACAGAGCUCGCCAUGUGCACUUACCUUUUCAAACUUCUUUACAGACUGCACUACACCUCCGGUCUCCUACGAUCUGACCAACGGAUAUAACCGAGGAAGUUUUCCCUCUCUUUAAACAGGAGAUUUCUUAGUUUUCUGACACUUUGAAAUAAAAAUAGACUGUUUUUAGUAUGGUCUUAACAAAAGACAAACCUAAAUGUUAUGACCGUUUUAUUACCAUUUCUUCAACAUAUGCAAGUAUGAUAAUGAACCUUUUUACAUUUUUGCUUGGUGUUUUAAUGUAUGCAUUAUAACAAUGAUUAUUGCAUCCUAAAAGUUAUAAAAAUCUUAAAGAUGACCUUGCGUCUCUGAAUGUUUAACAGGAAAGGGAAAAAAAGACAUUUCUAAUCGAAUUAACAAAACUACACCUCAGGAGUUUGUGUUACUGCUCCCUUGUGUAAAACAACAGUCAAAAUUGCUUAAAAUAGAUGGGUCACAAUACAACUCUACGUAGACAUUGUCUGAUUGAUAAUCCUCCUAAUUUAAAAUAAAAUAAAAGCAAACAAGGUAGGAAGUUUCUUAUAGAGUUGAUCUCAGGGGGUUCUGCUUCUUUGUUUAAAUAUAGUCAAAGACAAAAAACGGCACCAUGAAGUAUUUGGACACUUAAGCCACACUGAAAAUGUAUUCCAAAAUAUCAGACAAACCCGUAACGUCUUUUUAAAAAAAGUAAUUUUUGAUUUAAAUGAUGGGCUCAAGUAUUAUUUUAGACUUUUCCUUCAAGUUCAUCACUUGAAGGAGUAACCACAGGUUCAUUUAAACACAUUUACUAUGGAAAUGUAACAUACAUUUUCAUAACCUGAAAACUAAAAUCACUACAGAUGAAAAAAGAUCACUUGAAAUGAACAGUAUGUCACCUUAGAAUGAUACAUUUCUGAUAUUUUUGGUCAAAAUUGAGUUAUUCACAUAUUAUGUAACUUAUUUAUGUCAUGCAAUGUUUCUUUUUUUUACGUUGUGUACAUUUUAGGACUUUUUUUAAACAAAAAGGUUCAUUUCUUCAUUUAUUAAGGGAAAUGGAAUGCAAAAACUUUGAAGCUCAAUAUCUAAAACUGCUCCGAAUGCAAAUAGAGCCUUAUAAUUCCAAUAAGGUGACGAUUUGUCUUGUGCUUAUUCUUUUAAUUUUAAGGCUUUUUUGUUUUGUUUGCUUUCUUUUAAGAAUAAUUUCAUGGAAUAGAAUUACUUGUACACAUUUCAAGUGUAAAAUACUUUGUGGGGCCACGCAAUGAAACACUGCAAUAUUAGCAAUCAAGACAAUCUGUCUACAUUGUUAUUUUGAUUAUUGCUCAUUUAUAAAACAAAAAUUGUUGGGUUUGCACACCUAAAACAAUACUUAAUUCUUAUAAUGUAGAAGUUAGUUUGGAGUAAAACUGUGCACGUUGCUAUACUUGUGUAGCAUUUGUCUACAUUGUUGUGUAAUACAGAAAAGUAACACAAUCUCAUUCAUCAGAAAAGUGAAUGCGGGCACAAUACAAUAUUGUUUUUGUAACUCUGUGGCCUAACAUUGCUAUAGAUCACAUUAGGUAGCAGACGUUUCCAAUUGCGAUGGGAAGCAACAAACAAUUAAAAUAAAUGACUCUACUGAACUUGUUUAUAUUUAGUUGUAGUGUAUGAAUUUUAUAUGGGAGGCAUCAGUCAGGAGUGAAUUUUCUGUUAGUAAUUUAUAAGCUGUAUCUAGUAGGCUACACUUCACAUGUGUUUAAGACAUGAUGUAUGCGGGAUUGUAAAAAACAAAUUCUUCAUGUGUGUAUUAAUGAAUGGAGUCAUCUAUGGAGUACAGAGGCACUCAGAGAAAGUUCUGUUCAUUCAUAAAGAUACAAAAUAAAGCUGGUCUUUAAGUCUG
This is a messenger RNA of Triplophysa dalaica, 2867 nucleotides long. RefSeq names its product protein FAM181B. Bases 144 to 1106 code for a protein of 320 amino acids. The record is from RefSeq and is a predicted model, not a curated record. The transcript has a single exon. Lineage: Eukaryota; Metazoa; Chordata; Actinopteri; Cypriniformes; Nemacheilidae.